UCACCUAACAAAAACUCUUCACCAGUUUGUUAAGUCAGCCUGUCUCUUGGCUCCAUCGACGAGUCCGUCACUUUCACCGUAUAAAUAUCUCCGCCACUCUCUCUCCCAUCACCACCAACCUCCGUCAAAACGCUAACCUCUCUCUCUCUCUCUCUCUCUCUCUAUCUCUCAAAAAUGGAGUCCGCCGCUCUAUCUCGCAUCGGUCUCGCCGGUCUUGCAGUCAUGGGACAAAACCUCGCUUUAAACAUCGCCGAGAAAGGAUUCCCAAUCUCCGUCUACAAUCGAACCACUUCCAAAGUCGACGAAACCCUAGAUCGUGCCUCCGACGAAGGAAAUCUCCCAGUCGCUGGUCAAUACUCUCCUCGCGAUUUCGUUCUCUCCAUCCAACGGCCUAGAUCCGUUAUCAUCCUUGUCAAAGCCGGUGCUCCCGUUGACCAAACAAUCUCAGCACUCUCCGAAUACAUGGAGCCUGGUGAUUGUAUCAUCGACGGUGGAAAUGAGUGGUAUCAGAACACAGAACGACGAAUCGUUGAAGCUGAGAAGAAAGGAUUGCUUUAUUUAGGUAUGGGAGUCUCCGGUGGUGAAGAAGGUGCUCGUAAUGGUCCUUCGCUUAUGCCUGGUGGAUCUUUCACUGCGUAUAAUAAUGUUAAAGAUAUUCUUGAGAAAGUUGCUGCUCAAGUUGAAGAUGGUCCUUGUGUUACUUACAUUGGAGAAGGUGGAUCUGGGAAUUUUGUGAAAAUGGUUCAUAAUGGGAUUGAAUAUGGUGAUAUGCAGCUGAUUUCCGAGGCGUAUGAUGUGUUGAAGAAUGUUGGUGGAUUGAGUAAUGAUGAAUUGGCUGAGAUCUUCACGGAGUGGAAUCGAGGUGAGCUUGAGAGUUUCCUGGUUGAGAUUACUUCGGAUAUUUUUAGGGUUAAGGAUGAUUAUGGUGAUGGAGAGUUAGUGGAUAAGAUUUUGGAUAAGACUGGUAUGAAAGGUACUGGGAAAUGGACGGUUCAGCAGGCGGCUGAGCUUUCUGUUGCGGCGCCUACUAUUGCUGCGUCGUUGGAUUGUAGAUACUUGAGUGGAUUGAAGGAUGAGAGGGAGAAUGCUGCUAGAGUGUUGGAAGAUGCUGGAUUGAAGGAGGAUAUUGGUUCUGCGUCUCGUGGUGUUGAUAAGAAGAGGUUGAUUGAUGAUGUGAGGCAAGCUUUGUAUGCUUCUAAGAUCUGUAGUUAUGCUCAAGGUAUGAAUUUGCUUAGGGCUAAGAGUUUAGAGAAAGGGUGGGAUUUGAAUUUGGGUGAAAUGGCUAGGAUUUGGAAAGGCGGGUGUAUUAUCAGGGCGGUAUUCUUGGACAGGAUCAAGAAAGCUUAUCAGAGAAACCCGAAUUUGGCAAGCUUAGUGGUUGAUCCUGAUUUUGCUAAAGAGAUGGUUCAGAGGCAAGCUGCGUGGAGGAGAGUGGUGGGACUUGCUAUCUCUGCUGGGAUAAGUACACCAGGAAUGUGCGCAAGUUUAGCGUAUUUCGACACUUACAGGCGUGCGAGAUUACCUGCGAAUCUGGUUCAGGCGCAGAGAGAUCUCUUUGGAGCUCAUACAUAUGAGAGAACCGAUCGUCCUGGUGCGUACCACACUGAAUGGACUAAGCUUGCAAGGAAGAGUCAGUAAAGCGUAGACUCAGUCCCUUGAUUGAGGGCUUUGUUUCAUCAUUUCAUCUUUUGAAAAAGUUUCAUGCUUUAGGCGGCAUAGAACACGAAAACAAAUUGUUUCAGCGUAUUUUUGUUGAGUUAUAAUAAGAAAUGCAAUGCCCUUGACGCUCUGUAUCUGUCUGUUGUUGAUAUCUGGAGAGUUUCCUUUAAUUCUCUGUUCUGCUUUGGUUCAUAUUUUGAAUUUGAA
Arabidopsis lyrata subsp. lyrata is the source of this 1866-nucleotide messenger RNA. RefSeq names its product 6-phosphogluconate dehydrogenase, decarboxylating 2, chloroplastic. Bases 175 to 1638 code for a protein of 487 amino acids. NCBI's taxonomy places the organism in Eukaryota, Viridiplantae, Streptophyta, Magnoliopsida, Brassicales, Brassicaceae. Gene Ontology annotation, biological process: pentose-phosphate shunt; pentose-phosphate shunt, oxidative branch. Gene Ontology annotation, cellular component: cytosol. Gene Ontology annotation, molecular function: phosphogluconate dehydrogenase (decarboxylating) activity; NADP binding; phosphogluconate 2-dehydrogenase activity. The record is from RefSeq and is a predicted model, not a curated record. The transcript has 2 exons.